Pseudopodoces humilis (Tibetan ground-tit) is the source of this 1071-nucleotide messenger RNA. It is a transcript of the gene TAF12, whose product is annotated as TATA-box binding protein associated factor 12. NCBI's taxonomy places the organism in Eukaryota, Metazoa, Chordata, Aves, Passeriformes, Paridae. Gene Ontology annotation, biological process: RNA polymerase II preinitiation complex assembly; DNA-templated transcription initiation. The record is from RefSeq and is a predicted model, not a curated record. Gene Ontology annotation, cellular component: transcription factor TFIID complex; SAGA complex. Gene Ontology annotation, molecular function: protein heterodimerization activity; TBP-class protein binding; DNA binding.
GGAAGCGCUGCCGUGUGUCGGCGGGCGGCGGAGGGAGCGCAGCAGUGGCGGCGGCGCUUCGGUGUUCCCGCGGGUCAUGGGGAGUUGACUGCUUUGGAUCCCCACAACCCCAAGAAGAAGCAGGACCUAGACAAACUUUAUGAUCUAAAAGCUAAAGCCCAACAGAUUAUGAACCAGUUUGGCACUUCUACCUUGAUCAACCUCUCCAACUUCUCCUCAAUUAAGCCAGAACCAGCCAGCACCCCCCCGCAGAGCUCCAUGGCCAACAGCACCACUGUGGCAAAGAUGCCAGGAACACCCUGUGGAGGAGGGCGUCUCAGUCCUGAAAGCAACCAGGUUUUAACCAAGAAGAAAUUGCAGGACCUAGUGCGUGAGGUGGAUCCGAACGAGCAGCUGGAUGAAGAUGUGGAAGAAAUGCUGCUACAGAUUGCUGAUGACUUCAUUGAGAGUGUGGUGACAGCUGCCUGCCAGCUUGCACGGCAUCGCAAGUCCAACACCCUGGAAGUGAAAGACGUCCAGUUGCACCUUGAGCGCCAGUGGAACAUGUGGAUCCCAGGCUUUGGUUCUGAAGAAAUCAGGCCCUACAAAAAAGCCUGCACUACAGAAGCUCACAAACAGAGAAUGGCACUGAUCCGCAAAACUACCAAGAAAUAGCUCCUGAGCAGAGCCAGAGACACCAGGACACCUGUCUCUCCACUGAAGCCUCCGUGAUGUCACCUGUGGGAUACUUUUUUAAUGCUUUACAGAAAAGCAUCUAUUUUUUAUUAAUGGUGCAGCAAUAUCUUGACUUGAUGAGGACACCUGCCAAAAACAUUCUAUGCCCUGUUCUUCGAUCCUCCUCAGAGUGCAACAUAUCUCAAACAGAGACUUUUAUUUGUGACUUGAAAGUGGUUUAUCGUACAAGUGAUUAUCCAAGGGACAGAGCAUUUGAUCGUGUGUGGGACAGUAUUAGAAGCAUCUGUAGAGGUUUUUGUUUCCUCCUUCCUGCCCGUAUCUGGUCCAGUACUUUGUAAUGUCAGUGUUUAUAUAAAUACUUGCAUUUGUUUUUCAUGAAUAAAGAAAUUAUUCUAA